Molecule: messenger RNA, 3196 nt
Organism: Mauremys reevesii (Reeves's turtle)
Lineage: Eukaryota; Metazoa; Chordata; Testudines; Geoemydidae
Gene: FIG4
Product: FIG4 phosphoinositide 5-phosphatase
Exons: 23
Coding region: 278-3007 (909 amino acids)
Biological process (GO): phosphatidylinositol dephosphorylation
Cellular component (GO): intracellular membrane-bounded organelle
Molecular function (GO): phosphatidylinositol-3,5-bisphosphate 5-phosphatase activity
Source: RefSeq, a predicted model, not a curated record
UCCGGCUCCUAGAGUGGGGAAGUGACCCGGAGCGCCCUCUCCCCGCAGGGUCUGCCCGGGUGCGCCGCCCCCUUAGCUUCCAACCCGCCUCUGCUCUCACGCGGCCCUUCCCCGGCAGCUAUUGCCCCAGAGGCGGGGACGCUGCCGCUCUCCCUGGCGCUGCAGCCCCCCGGGCGGCUCGAUAGCCCCGUCUGGGGGCCGCGGCUCGCUACGGGAAUUCGAUCGUCCCCUUCCCCCGCUGCCGUGGGGCGGGCCCGGCGCCCACCCCGCUGUCGCCAUGCCCGCCGCGGCGGCAGCGCCGAUUAUCCGCUGCGUGCAGAAGCUGGUGCUGUACGAGACCAGAGCUCGGUAUUUUCUUGUUGGGAGUAAUCAUGCAGAGACCAAAUAUCGUGUUUUGAAAAUUGAUCGCACUGAACCAACGGAUUUAGUUAUAAUUGAUGAUAAGCAUGUGUACACACAACAAGAGGUGAGGGAACUUCUUGGCCGCCUAGAUCUGGGAAAUAGAACAAAGAUUGGACAGAAGGGCUCCUCUGGGUUAUCUCGAGCUGUCUCUGCUUUCGGUGUCGUAGGUUUUGUUAGAUUUUUAGAAGGCUACUACAUUGUGUUAAUAACAAAAAGGAGAAAGAUGGCAGAUAUUGGAGGGCAUGCAAUAUACAAAAUAGAAGAUACAAAUAUGAUCUACAUUCCAAAUGACACUGUACGAAUCACUCAUCCUGAUGAAGCAAGAUAUCUACGAAUCUUUCAAAAUGUGGACCUGUCUAGCAAUUUUUAUUUUAGCUACAGCUAUGAUCUGUCACACUCUCUUCAAUAUAAUCUUACCAUCCUGAGAAUGCCACUUGAGAUAUUAAAAACUGAAACAAUUCAGACUCGACAGGAGAGCUUUGAUAUCUUUGAAGAUGAGGGACUUACAGCACAAGGUGGAAGUGGUGUAUUUGGGAUUUGCAGUGAACCAUAUAAAAAGUACGUGUGGAAUGGUCAACUGCUGGAUGUAGUAAAAAACACUGUUCAUCAUGACUGGCUGUUGUAUGUUAUUCAUGGAUUUUGUGGGCAGUCCAAACUGUUAAUAUAUGGUCGUCCAGUGCAUGUCACUCUGAUAGCCAGAAGAUCAAGCAAAUUUGCUGGAACACGUUUUCUAAAGAGAGGAGCAAACUCUGAGGGGGACGUUGCUAAUGAAGUAGAAACUGAACAAAUACUUUGUGAUGCUUCGGUGAUGUCAUUUUCUGCAGGGAGCUAUUCUUCUUACGUUCAAGUUCGAGGCUCAGUCCCUCUAUACUGGUCUCAAGAUAUUUCAACUAUGAUUCCUAAGCCACCAAUUACAUUGGACCAAGCAGAUCCAUUUGCGCACAUAGCUGCACUUCACUUUGAUCAAAUGCUUCAGAGGUUUGGCUCUCCCAUUAUCAUUUUGAAUCUUGUCAAGGAACGUGAAAAAAGAAAGCAUGAAAGGAUUCUGAGUGAAGAACUUGUUAGCGCAGUGACAUAUCUCAAUCAAUUUUUACCCCCAGAACAUGCUAUUGUGUAUAUUCCUUGGGAUAUGGCCAAAUACACAAAAAGCAAACUGUGUAAUGUCCUGGAUAGAUUGAAUGUAAUUGCGGAAAGUGUAGUGAAGAAAACAGGAUUCUUUGUAAAUCGUCCUGAUUCCUACUGCAGCAUCUUGCGGCCAGAUGAAAAAUGGAAUGAACUGGGAGGUUUUGUUGUUCCCACUGGUCGCUUACAGACUGGUGUCCUUCGAACCAAUUGUGUUGACUGUUUAGAUCGCACUAACACAGCCCAGUUCAUGGUGGGGAAGUGUGCUUUAGCCUAUCAGCUCUAUUCUUUGGGGUUGAUUGAUAAACCCAAUCUGCAGUUUGACACAGAUGCUGUUAGAUUGUUUGAAGAGUUGUAUGAAGAUCAUGGAGACACACUUUCUCUGCAAUAUGGAGGUUCUCAACUUGUUCAUCGAGUAAAAACCUACAGGAAGAUAGCACCAUGGACCCAGCAUUCCAAAGAUAUUAUGCAGACGCUCUCAAGAUAUUACAGUAAUGCUUUUUCAGAUGCUGACAGGCAAGACUCAAUUAACCUAUUUUUGGGAGUAUUCCAGCCUGCAGAAGGAAAACCUCAUCUUUGGGAACUACCUAUAGAUUUUUACUUGCAUCACAAGAACACUAUGAGUCUUUCACAGACAAGGCGAAGCUAUACCUACUGGUGGACAAAAGGUGUAUUAAAUCAUUUACCACUGCCUUAUGAUGAGGUGACAUGCACUGAAAACAGAAGGAAGUUGAUAGUGAAGAAAUUUCACAAAUAUGAAGAAGAGAUUGAUAUUCACAAUGAGUUCUUUCGGCCAUAUGAAUUAAGCAGUUUUGAUGACACCUUUUGCUUGGCAAUGACCAAUUCUAUACGAGAUUUCAUGCCCAAGAAUGUUGGAAUUGAUCCAAGUCCAUUUACAGUGCGGAAACCUGAUGAAACUGGGAAAUCAGUGGUGGGGAACAAAAGUAAUAGAGAAGAAACUGUGCUGCAGCGCAAAACAGCUGCUAGUGCCCCUCCUCCCCCAAGUGAGGAAGCAGCGUCAAGUAGUUCUGAGGAUGAUUCUGGGACUGACAAAGAAGAUGAAGGAGCUGUUUCUCAGCGUUCCACUCCAGUAAAGAUGACAGAUACAGGCGAUAAUGUAAAAAUAACAGAGAACAUAGUUCAGUCCAUGAAAGAUAUAUAUGGGAUUAACCUCUCAGAUGUUCCUUCAGAGGAUGACCUCACAAUAUAUACAAGGUUUGUUCAGUUAGGGCAGAAUCAACAUAAACAAGACAAGAGCAGCCAGCAGCUUUGUUCAAAACAUCAUCUAGAUGGGGUUAUAAAUAUAAUACACAUCUCCUCUUUUUCCCAAGACAACAUUUAUGAAGUCCAGCCUCCUAAAGUAGAUAAGAAAUCAAUUGAUAUCUUCCACGCUCACAUCCAGGCUGGCAGAGGCACCAUGCAGCCACUGAUAAAAGAAGACAUCCUCAUGUACAGAGAGUACAUUAGAAACCGAUAUAUGUGAGAACAGACUGUAUUCAACUGCUUAGCAUUGCUGGAGUGAUGAUACAAAUCAAUUUAGAAAGGAAGUCCAAGUUCAGCUAUUUUGUGUUGGUAAAACAAUGCAAUUAUUUAUCAACCUGUAUCUUUCUGAAUGAUUUCAUUUUUGAGAUAUUGUGUGCUUUGCAAAAAUAAAAAUGUGAUUGAAGAUGUA